Messenger RNA from Fusarium oxysporum Fo47, 912 nucleotides. RefSeq names its product Alpha/Beta hydrolase protein. The record is from RefSeq and is a predicted model, not a curated record. The transcript has a single exon. NCBI's taxonomy places the organism in Eukaryota, Fungi, Ascomycota, Sordariomycetes, Hypocreales, Nectriaceae. The coding region runs from base 1 to 912 and encodes 303 amino acids.
AUGGCCAAAGACGUCACCUUUCAAAACAGAGGUGUGCAAAUCGCCGCGCAUCUUCAUCUUCCCAAUAACUUCCAGGAAGAUCGGAAAUACCCUGCACUCGUGGGGGUUCAUCCCGCGGGCGGCGUCAAAGAGCAAACCAUCGGCCUUUAUGCGCAGCAGCUCGCCGCGCAUGAUUUUGUGGUCCUCGUUUAUGACUCUUCCUACCAAGGCGCCAGCGGGGGACAGCCACGUCUCCUGGAGGACCCGACGACGAGGGUAGAAGACGCCCGUUGCGCGGCUGAUUUUCUGACUACUCAGUCCUUCGUCGAUACCGAACGCAUGGGCGUCUUCGGUGUCUGUGCCGGUGGCGGGUAUGCGCUUGCUGUGGCCCAGACCGAACGCCGGUUCAAGGCCGUCGCCGGCGUCAGCGCGACACCAAUGGGCGAAGCGGCCAGAAGGUUCUUUGGAAACCCCAUCCCUCCUGCCGAGCAGAUCAAGUCGCUGGAGGCAGCUGCGGCGGCGAGAACGGCGGCAGCCAAUGGGGCCGCCCCGGUAUAUAUUCCUUUCGUUCCCGAAAGGCUAGAAGAUAUCAACGACAGGACGCCCACCAUGCUUAGAGAGGGCUAUGACUAUUACAGGACGCCGCGUGGCCAGCACUCCAAUUCCAAGGGGCGCUUCCUGAUUACCAGUAUGGAUAAGAUGCUGGCCUUUUCGACCUUUCCCCUGAUUCCGACCCUUUUGACACAACCCAUGCUUCUGAUUGCUGGCAGCGAGGCAGACACGAAGAUCUACAGCGAUGAAGCUUAUGCUCUUUCUGAGGGGCCGAAGGAAUUGUUUGUCGUGAAAGGCGCAACACAUAUCGCUCUCUAUGACAAGCCUGAAUAUGUGGGUCAGGCCAUCGAGAAGCUCGCCUCGUUCUUUAGCCAACUUUGA